Messenger RNA from Ogataea angusta, 1092 nucleotides. RefSeq lists its product as uncharacterized. NCBI's taxonomy places the organism in Eukaryota, Fungi, Ascomycota, Pichiomycetes, Pichiales, Pichiaceae. Gene Ontology annotation, cellular component: THO complex part of transcription export complex. Gene Ontology annotation, molecular function: protein binding. The record is from RefSeq and is a predicted model, not a curated record. The transcript has a single exon. The coding region runs from base 1 to 1092 and encodes 363 amino acids. Gene Ontology annotation, biological process: mRNA export from nucleus.
AUGACCAUCACUUUCUCCUACCCCCGCGAGUUUGACGCUUUGUCCCUCGAUCCUCCGCAUUUCCGCUCGUCGCUUCUUGCAUGGGACGCCGACGGAACGCGGAUUGCGUGCGCCCGCACCGACAAGUCGAUCAAAGUCGCCAGAUUCGACCCCAUCAGACAGAAGUUCGACGACUCUGUCGUGAUCACAGCAGCCCACGAGUCCCCCGUGGCUGUCCUCAUAUGGGACCCCCGCACGAACGCGCGUCUGACCUCCAUCUCGACAGAUUCCACCUUCAAAGUGUGGGAAAUCAAAACAAAAGCCCACAAACUGGUAAGGUCCUUCAAACUCCCCAACACUGCCCCCACGCUCGCCAAAUACUCCCUAGACGGCAGAUACCUUGCCAUUGCAGACAAAGAAGCCACCCUGCUACUACUGGACUCGUCCACUCUGCAACUGAACACUGCGAUUUCCCUAAAGAUGAGCUCCCGGAUCGGCGACAUAGACUGGCACACAGACUCCAAAACUCUCCUUUGCGGACUCGCAGACGGCUCCCUGCAGCUUUACCGGGUCCGGAACAAUAACGGCCUCCACGCAAUCGAACUUAUCCAGUCGCUGCAUCUUGCAGACUCCCCAAUUGUCUCUAUAAAAUACAUAGCGGACCGCAACCAGAUCCUGGCUGCGGCCCUGGAUGGCCAGCUGCCCGUGGUCGACGCACAGCUCCUCAUCUGCACAAAAAGCCUCUACAAUCUCGACGACGCACCCGUCUGCAUCGACAUCCUUACACCGGCUGUCGCGAUAGGCUACCAAAACAACAACGCUCGUAUAUUCGAUAUGGACAGCGAGGAGGAGGUGCACGAGGUGAAGAACAGCAAAGGCGACGGCGCGCUCGCCAGGUUCCACCCGCAAUCCCGCGAGGUUCUGGCCUAUAUUGACGGUUCCGGCAAAGCUACCGUGAUGGUGGCCAAGAAGAGAACGGGGCCUGCCCGUGCCCAGCCGCGGCCUGUGUCGUCAAGAGGCAGGGGUCCUGGUCUAUCAGGGUCGUCAGGUCCGUCCAGAACGGUCCGCUCCGACAGGUUCGAGCGGCCCAACGCCAAGCGUCCGAAAUAUUAG